AUUCAUUUGUUUUAUGCCGGUUAAAUCAUCGAUACAGUCAUGUAAAAACUGAAACAUUGAAAAACAUUAGUCUUUUAUUGCUAACAAUAAAACUGUUUUUAUUACUUGUUGUAAAAUCGGCGAAUUACUCAUUUUCAACAAAGAAUCAACAAACUCUGCCAUCUUUACACUUUCCUGACUAGGAAACUGCAAUACCGACCUGUAAUUUUUUGACAGGUUUGUCGUAGUAUGGCGUCACUUUUUGUUGGAUUGUAAAUUUACAUAAAAAUUGGUUAAUUAUGGCUGAGUACUUGGCUUCAAUUUUUGGAACUGAAAAAGAUAAAGUCAAUUGCUCCUUUUACUUCAAAAUCGGAGCUUGCCGGCAUGGCGAUCGUUGUUCCAGAAUACACAACAAACCAACGUUUUCUCAAACAUGUCUUUUGCAGAACUUGUAUGUAAAUCCUCAAAACUCCGCAAAAUCUGCUGACGGAAGUCACUUGGUUGCAAACGUCUCCGAUGAAGAGAUGCAAGAACAUUACGAUAAUUUCUUUGAAGAUGUUUUUGUGGAAUGUGAGGACAAGUAUGGGGAGAUUGAAGAAAUGAACGUGUGCGAUAAUUUGGGAGACCACCUUGUGGGAAAUGUCUACAUUAAAUUUAGACGCGAGGAAGACGCUGAGAGGGCUGUUAACGAUUUGAAUAAUCGUUGGUUUGGCGGGCGACCUGUAUAUGCUGAAUUGAGUCCUGUAACUGACUUCAGAGAAGCUUGCUGUCGUCAAUAUGAAAUGGGAGAGUGUACACGUUCAGGUUUUUGCAAUUUUAUGCACCUAAAACCGAUUUCUCGUGAGUUGCGAAGAUACUUGUAUUCUCGGCGAAAAUCUGGCCGCAGGCGUUCUAGAUCCAAAUCACCAAGAAGACGUUCUCGGUCGAGGGAAAGAAGGUCUCGUUCACCACGUCAUCGCUCGGGGCGAAGCGGCAGAUAUUAAGUUCAUAAUUAUUUUUACAUAAGAAUUUUGAGUUUGAAUUUUGUGUAGCAUCUAGUUGUAAGUGAUUUCGUUCCAAACAAUAAAGGAUUUAAAUUAA
Tribolium madens (black flour beetle) is the source of this 1059-nucleotide messenger RNA. It is a transcript of the gene U2af38, whose product is annotated as splicing factor U2af 38 kDa subunit. The record is from RefSeq and is a predicted model, not a curated record. Lineage: Eukaryota; Metazoa; Arthropoda; Insecta; Coleoptera; Tenebrionidae. Gene Ontology annotation, biological process: mRNA splicing, via spliceosome. Gene Ontology annotation, cellular component: U2AF complex; spliceosomal complex. The coding region runs from base 279 to 962 and encodes 227 amino acids. Gene Ontology annotation, molecular function: metal ion binding; pre-mRNA 3'-splice site binding. The transcript has 5 exons.